This is a messenger RNA of Malania oleifera, 1677 nucleotides long. RefSeq names its product probable protein phosphatase 2C 73. Bases 458 to 1537 code for a protein of 359 amino acids. The record is from RefSeq and is a predicted model, not a curated record. The transcript has 6 exons. NCBI's taxonomy places the organism in Eukaryota, Viridiplantae, Streptophyta, Magnoliopsida, Santalales, Ximeniaceae. Gene Ontology annotation, molecular function: protein serine/threonine phosphatase activity. Gene Ontology annotation, biological process: protein dephosphorylation.
GGGUGUCCGCUUGAAAUUCUUCAACGAGGCGCACGUGUCUAAAGCGAGCGGGGAUGACGCAGCUCGUAGCGUGACCGUCCUAUUGAAUUGUCCAAUUUGCCCAUCUCCUCUGCUGUGCCUUUUGGCGCCAAACUGGGGUGCUACAGUAAUUUUACACAAUCUUCUUGUGUCGGAGGGCAUCUUCGUCUUGCAAGUUGGAGGGAGAAAAUAUGGAGUAUAAGCGAUGGGAAGCUUUCGGGAUCAGCUCAGUUCACGGUGACUUCGACGGGAUUUAGCUGGAAAGAGGGGUCGCCGCCGAUAUCUUCGGAUUUUUGGUCUUUAGUAGUGAUCGCUAGCUCUUUGAACUAUACAACACUGGGGAAGAAACCAGCAAACAAAGGGACUCAUCCCAUAUUAAAAUUCAAUUGUGAAUUGGAAAGGCAAGAUAAUUUGUUGGUGUAGCUGAGCUGCAGGGGCAAUGGUACAUUUCGCUUCUGUUUUCAAUGAAUUGGCAAGAAGUAUUACCAUCAAGAAGGGAAGAAGUUGUAAAGAUAAUAUUAGAAGGGAAGCAGCAGGUGAGUUAGCAAAGGGAGCAAGGAAGAACAACUUGAUUUUGUGUUCCUCUGGCAUUGUUAAUUCCGAGUGUUCAAACAAUCUAGCCUCAACAUUUACUCAGAGAGGCAAGAAAGGAGUGAAUCAGGACCGUAUCAUUGUCUGGAAGGAGUUUGGAUGCCAAGAAGACAUGAUCUUUUGUGGGGUUUUUGAUGGGCAUGGCCCAUGGGGCCACAUUGUAGCCAAAUGGGUUAGGGAAUUGAUGCCAUCUUCUCUGCUGUGCAGUUGGCAAGAAACUCUUGCCCUGAGUUCUAUUAACCAGAAGUUUGCCUUGGAUUCAGAUAAAUCCCUUCACCAGUUUGAUAUAUGGAAGCAAUCUUACUUGAAGACAUGUGCUACCAUUGAUCAGGAGCUUGAGCAGUGUCCUGGGAUUGAUUCUUUUUUCAGUGGUACUACAGCUUUGACAAUUGUUAAGCAGGGCAAACUACUUGUCAUAGCAAAUGUCGGGGACUCUCGGGCUGUCUUGGCAACUACAUCUGAGGAGGGCAACUUGAUACCUAUACAGCUUACAGUUGACUUUAAGCCCAAUUUACCUCAGGAAGCUGCACGAAUAGAAGAGUCAAAAGGGAGGGUAAUUUGUUUGCGUGAUGAGCCAGGGGUGUAUAGGCUUUGGAAGCCAAAUGGUGGGGCACCAGGUCUGGCAUUGUCAAGAGCCUUUGGUGACUUCUGCAUGAAGGACUAUGGGCUCAUUUCUGUGCCUGAAGUGAUGGAAAGAAACAUUACAAGUAAAGACCAAUUCAUUAUUUUAGCUACAGAUGGGUUAUGGGAAGUCAUCACCAACCAAGAAGCAGUGCAGAUUGUUUCAUCAACUCGAGACAGGGAAAAAGCAGCCCGAAAGCUGGUUGAUUGUGCAAUCCAUGCAUGGAAACUUAAAAGACAGGGUAUUGCAAUGGAUGACAUCUCAGCUAUAUGCUUGUUCUUUCACACUUCUUCCCGGACAAGCUAACACUUAAUUUGGAAAAAGAAAUGUACUUAAUUUGCUCUCAUUGAGGCUGCUUAUUCUGUACAUAUUGCCCCUUUGCCCUUUAAUUGAGAUUUUUGAUGUUUGUGUGAGUUCAAGAAGAAGUUAUCGUGCAACAUUUUGAA